This is a messenger RNA of Meira miltonrushii, 1488 nucleotides long. RefSeq names its product DNase I-like protein. The transcript has a single exon. Gene Ontology annotation, molecular function: sphingomyelin phosphodiesterase activity. Gene Ontology annotation, cellular component: cytoplasm. The record is from RefSeq and is a predicted model, not a curated record. The coding region runs from base 1 to 1488 and encodes 495 amino acids. NCBI's taxonomy places the organism in Eukaryota, Fungi, Basidiomycota, Exobasidiomycetes, Exobasidiales, Brachybasidiaceae.
AUGACACAAGGCUCUCCUUCACAUUCACCAAGCCCAUCUCCAGCAAAUGGACCUUCCCGCAAGCAAUUACGAGUGCUCACAUUGAACGUUUGGGGAUUAGCAUUCUUUAGUAAACUGCGAAACGUUCGAAUUCCCGCGAUUGCCGCUCGAUUGGCCGCGAGUGAUUAUGAUGUUGUGGCACUACAAGAGAUUUGGUGUGAAGCGACGGAUUGGCGACAACUAAAAGAUCGUUGUUCUGUAAAGUUUCCAUACAGUAAAUUUUUCUAUACAGGCGCUUUUGGAUCGGGUCUGGCAAUUUUGUCAAGAUAUCCUAUCGUGGGAACGCACACACAUCCUUAUAGUCUUAAUGGACAGCCUAUCAUGGUCCAUCAUGGAGAUUGGAUCGUGGCCAAAGCAGCAGGCUGUGCGACGAUUGAUGUUGAUGGUUUAGGGUUGGUGGACUUUUGGGUUACGCAUACAGUUGCGGCAAGUGGUGAAGAUGGACCGGAAUCAAGGCGGGCACACAGAGUGAUUCAAGCAUACGAAUUGGCAAAAUAUGCACGCAAUAGUGCUGCAAAGGGACACCAUGUUGUUUGUUUGGGUGAUUUCAAUAGUACCCCACCUUCUCUUUCCAUCGCUGUGUUGCGAGAUGUCGGACAAUUGAACGAUGCAUUUCUGCAAACGCAUCCUUCUCUGCCACCUCAUGCUAUCUCACUUCCACGCUCGACCCGUAUCCGACCUGAUCCUCGCUUGAGCAUUGCGGAAUUGGGUGUUACGUGUGAUAGCCCUCUCAAUACGUGGACAGCCGGCAAGAAGUUGGACGAAAGAGCGUUGAAAGGAGCCGGCAAGAGAUUGGACUACAUCUUAUAUCGAGGACCGGAUGUAGACCAUAAGAGCAAAUCGCAAUUGAACUGUACCGAAUGCAAGGUGAACUUUACCGAAUUGAUUGAAGGACAACAAUGCUCUUUUAGUGAUCAUUUCGGUCUAGAAGCAACAUUUGAAAUUCUUUCUUCCGGUGAAGUCCACGCAAAUCAAAGACCUCCUCUAUCGCCUGACUCAGCAAGGGCAAGCUCAUCAAGGUUAUCCCAGACUUUGACAUCAUCCUUAUCAGCCCUUUCAGCCUCGCUAGCAGCAUCUCGUCAAUCACAAAGGAAUCAUGCAUUCACCUUUAUUGCUUCUGUUAUUUUGGCUUUUGCAUGUAUAAUCUUUGCCGGAAGUACAAGGAUGGGUCGUGUUGGUUUAGGAGCAAUAUGGGCAUUGUUUACUUUAUUGUUCACUUGGCUUGGUACGACUGCUUUGUAUAGUGCUCUGAUUUGGGGAGAAUGGGAAAAGAGAACGCUAAAAACAUUUUUGGAAUCGAUGGAAUUGGAUCUCAUGGCAGAACGAAGGAGACAUUCUUCAUUUACGGGAUCUCCACAAGCUUCCAAAGCGACACUCUCAUCAACAUCUCAGCACAAGGAUUCAAGGCGAUCUACUGAUAGCACUCAGAGGUUGGUGAAUGUUGACUAG